AUGUACCACGUCGUACCUGUCACAAUAUUUCACUCACCGCGUCCCUCCAAUCUUUCUAAUUUACCGCCCUGCUGUCCCUGUACGAUCAAGCAUAACCCUGUGAGUCAAUCCGACGAUCUAUGGGGGUUUAUCCCACGAUCAGCGGUUACGGUUAAGGAGAAAUUGACGCAACCAGUCGACCCCAGCUAUAUCGGAGAUCACGCCAUCUGGCAAUGCCUCGAACAGUGGAUGGAGCCACCCGUUUGCGGUAAAGCUUUCUACUUUGAUACGCGUGGCGAUUUGACUCUGAAGGUUGGGGAUAGCGAAAAAGAUCAGCCGCGAAUGUACGAGUUGAUAGUUUGCUCGAGACCUCUCGCAAGCUGGUCUCCAGUCCUCCGUGCGAUGCUCUUCACUGGUUUAUCCGAGUCUCGGCCCAAGGGUGAGGCACCAUGA
Molecule: messenger RNA, 432 nt
Organism: Colletotrichum navitas
Lineage: Eukaryota; Fungi; Ascomycota; Sordariomycetes; Glomerellales; Glomerellaceae
Exons: 2
Coding region: 1-432 (143 amino acids)
Source: RefSeq, a predicted model, not a curated record